AUGGCACCCACACUCGCCACUGCCCAUCGCCGGCGCUGGUGGAUGGCGUUCACAGCCAUCAUUGAGAACCUGCUCUUCUCUGCUGUCCUGCUGGGCUGGGGCUCCCUCCUCAUCAUGCUGAAAGCAGAAGGGUUUUAUUCCUACCUGUGCCAUGAGACAGAUAACAUGAGAGUUGAUAACAGCCCUGAACACGUGAACAGCACAGCUGAGCUCCAGUGGCCUUCCUGCAACGCCCAGGACGAAAUGCUGAACUUGGCCUUCACCAUCGGGUCCUUCCUGCUCAGUGCCAUCACGCUGCCCCUGGGGAUUGUCAUGGACAAGUACGGCCCUCGCAAGCUGCGGCUCCUGGGCAGUGCCUGCUUUGCUGUGUCCUGUGUGCUGAUCGCGUAUGGUGCCAGUAACCCAGACUCUCUGUCUGUGCUGAUAUUCAUUGCACUGGCUCUGAAUGGCUUUGGUGGGAUGUGCAUGACCUUCACAUCGCUUACGCUGCCCAACAUGUUUGGUGACCUUCGUUCCACGUUCAUUGCUCUGAUGAUUGGCUCCUAUGCUUCCUCUGCUGUGACUUUUCCAGGAAUCAAGGUUAUAUAUGACUUAGGGGUCUCCUUCAUCCUUAUUCUGCUUGUCUGGGCAAGCUGUGCAGGACUAGUUUUCCUCAACUGCUUCUUCAACUGGCCACUGGAGCCUUUCCCAGGACCAGAAGAUAUGGACUAUUCGGUGAAAAUAAAGUUCAGCUGGCUGGGAUUUGACCACAAAAUCACUGGGAAGCAGUUUUACAAGCAAGUAACGACUGUGGGGCGCCGUCUCAGUGUGGGGAGCUCCAUGAAGGGCCCCAAGGAGCCGACAGCCUUGCAAGAGAACAACAAGCUCUGUCUGUCUACGGUGGACCUAGAAGUGAAGUGCCAGCCUGACAAUGCAGCUACUCCCUCCUUCAUGAAGAGUGUCUUCAGUCCCAUCUUGUUGCUCAGCCUUAUCACCAUGUGUGUCACUCAGCUGCGGCUCAUCUUCUACAUGGGAGCCAUGAAUACCAUCCUUGAGUUUCUGUCUGGAGACAGCGAUCAAGUGGCUCUCUACACUUCCAUUUUUGGGGUAUUGCAACUACUGUGCCUGCUGACAGCGCCCGUGAUCGGGUACAUCAUGGACUGGCGACUGAAAGAAUGUGAUGAUGGCUCAGAAGAGAACGAGGAGAACAACGCCGAGCAAAGUGACAAGAAAAAGAAAAAACGUGAUCGUCAGAUCCAGAAAAUCACCAAUGCCACCAAUGCCUUUGCAUUCACAAAUGUCCUGCUGGUCGGAUUUGGAAUCACCUGUCUUAUUCCUAAUCUACCGUUGCAGAUUCUUUCCUUCAUUUUGCACACAAUCGUGAGAGGAUUCAUCCACUCGGCUGUGGGAGGCCUGUAUGCAGCUGUAUACCCCUCUACUCAGUUUGGCAGCUUGACAGGGUUGCAGUCGUUGAUCAGCGCCCUUUUUGCCCUUCUGCAGCAGCCUCUUUUUAUGGCACUGACGGGACCUUUGGAAGGAGACCCUCUCUGGGUGAACGUUGGCUUGCUUGGUGUGAGCCUCCUGGGUUUCUGCCUCCCGAUCUACCUGGUCUGCUACAGACGCAGGCUAGAGAGAGAAAAGCAGCAGAAAAUGGAUGAUGCCAAACUCUUCUUCAAAAUCAACGGCACUCCCAAUGAAGAAGCCUUUGUUUAAGCUGGUGCUUCAGAUACAACCUCCCCUGUACAGGUUCCGACCACAUCCGUGGGUUCUACCUGUGGUGUAAGACAGGCGUUUUCCCUCCGGGCUCUGCUGGUCUUUGCUCCUCACUGGAGUGAGGGCUGGACAUCAUGACUGAGCUUCCCUGAGAUAUAUGUCAGGAGGAGACUUCCCACUCCUUACUCCAGAACACAAGA
Eurypyga helias (sunbittern) is the source of this 1892-nucleotide messenger RNA. RefSeq names its product solute carrier family 43 (amino acid system L transporter), member 2 (gene SLC43A2). NCBI's taxonomy places the organism in Eukaryota, Metazoa, Chordata, Aves, Eurypygiformes, Eurypygidae. The transcript is spliced from 14 exons. Gene Ontology annotation, molecular function: neutral L-amino acid transmembrane transporter activity; L-amino acid transmembrane transporter activity. Gene Ontology annotation, biological process: neutral amino acid transport; transmembrane transport. The record is from RefSeq and is a predicted model, not a curated record. Bases 1 to 1692 code for a protein of 563 amino acids.